Messenger RNA from Panthera uncia (snow leopard), 2249 nucleotides. It is a transcript of the gene METTL6, whose product is annotated as methyltransferase 6, methylcytidine. NCBI's taxonomy places the organism in Eukaryota, Metazoa, Chordata, Mammalia, Carnivora, Felidae. The coding region runs from base 891 to 1745 and encodes 284 amino acids. The record is from RefSeq and is a predicted model, not a curated record. The transcript has 5 exons.
GAUCAGAAUCUCAGGCUGCCGGGCUUGACUACAAAUUCCCCCCCGAAACUGGGUCUCGGAUCCUUGGGAAAUGAUCACCCCACUUGACCACCCGUCGCCAUUUCGGGAAGCUGGUGUGGUUGUUUUAAGUCACCCUUUCACGGGCAUUAAAAAUUGAUGUUUCCUCCCUAAGAUUUCUCAGUCACUUCUUGGGAGUGUCCUUUUUCUAAACCAAACCGAUUUAGUAUUAUUAUAUAUUUUUAAUGUUUAUUUAUUUUAAAGAGAGGUAGAGACAGAGCACGAGUUGGGGAGGGACAGACAGAGGGAGAGAGAGAGAGAGGGAGACACAGAAUCCCAAGCAGGCUCCAGGCUCUAGGCUGUCAGCACCGAGCCCGACCCAGGGCUGGAACUCACAAACUGCAAGAUCAUGACCUGAGCUGAAGUGGGACGCCUAACGGACCGAGCCACCCAGGCGUCCCUAAACCGAUUUAUUAUUAUAAUAGUUAACUUAUUCUGGUUUGAACUAGAGUUUGGUGCGUGAGAGCCCUGGCCACUGAAUGUAAGCCCUCUGAAGGUAGGGAUUGUGUCUUGGGCUUCUUUCUGACCGACCUCUUGUAGAGUGGGCAGGGUUUUUGUGUUGAGUCAGCAUCUAGUAUGUGGUGAGUUGAACUGUUUGGUGAAAGAACCGUUCUAAAGCGACUAACCAGCGUCUUAAAAACUGUCCUAGAACCACUAACCGGAAUCUCCUUUUUCCUGCAAAGCACCCAGUGCUGCCCGAGGCUUGAGCCCAACGUGAAGAACCACAUUUGGACAAAUCCUUCCUAUGUCUGCAGUAUCAGCUUGGAUUACUCAGGUUAUUCAGGGUUGGGGAAUCUUCAGCAGUGUUAAAUAUAUUACCAUCAACUUAUGGGAUGGCUUCUUUGCAAAGGAAAGGGCUGCAGGCAAGAAUUCUCAGCGCUGAAGAAGAGGAGAAAUUGCAAAGAGACCAGGCUUUAAUGUCUGAUUUUAAACAGCAAAAACUGGAAAAAGAGGCUCAGAAGAACUGGGACCUUUUUUACAAAAGAAAUAGCACUAACUUCUUCAAAGAUAGACACUGGACCACCAGAGAGUUUGAGGAACUCAGAUCAUGUAGAGAGUUUGAAGAUCAAAAAUUGACUGUGCUUGAAGCUGGCUGUGGUGUUGGGAACUGUUUAUUCCCGCUUUUAGAAGAAGAUCUGAAUAUCUUUGCCUAUGCCUGUGACUUUUCUCCAAGAGCAGUUGAGUAUGUCAAGCAAAAUCCUUUAUAUGACACAGAAAGAUGCAAGGUGUUCCAGUGUGAUCUAACCAAAGAUGACCUUCUGGAACAUGUGCCCCCAGAGUCCGUGGAUGUUGUCAUGUUGAUAUUUGUCCUCUCUGCUGUUCACCCUGAUAAGAUGCACCUUGUCUUACAAAACAUUUACCAGGUAUUAAAACCAGGCAAAAGUGUCUUGUUUCGGGACUAUGGGCUGUAUGAUCAUGCCAUGCUUAGGUUUAAAGCUGGCAGCAAACUUGGAGAAAACUUUUAUGCUAGACAAGACGGAACCAGAUCGUAUUUUUUUACUGAUGAAUUCCUGGCUCAGCUCUUUAUGGACACAGGUUACGAAGAAGUGGUGAAUGAGUAUGUGUUUCGUGAGACGGUGAAUAAAAAAGAAGGCCUGUGUGUGCCGAGGGUUUUUCUUCAGAGCAAAUUCCGAAAGUGUCCUAAGAACCCAACACCCUUGACCCUGGGCCUGGGUCACAAGUCCUGACUUUUCACAAGGUUGGCAUUUGUGCCUCCCCUUGAAGAGGAAAGUUUGAAGUAACUCUAUUUUGUAUAUUUUUAUAUUUUAACUUUUUAAAAAUGAGCAUAUAUAAUUUUUAUAUGAAAAGGUAGCAAGUGUGUGUGUAUAUUACAACAAUGCAAAUAAAAUUUCCAGGCCUGAAAAGUAAAGAAAGUUUGAUGGUAUAAUGUAGUGCAGCCAGGCUGUCUGACUGAAAUUCCACGAAGGGAAAAGCAUAAGUGCUUAAAGAGAUCCUUGCCGUCACUACUGAGAGCCUGUAAGUGCGCCCCCAGGCAGCACGUCAGGCAGCCCUGUGGAAAAAUGAGGCCAAAUAGACCGAAAUAACACAUCCAGAUGUAUUUUUAGCCUGAAGGAUUGUUCUCUUUUUCCAGUGUCUCCUAUUUGCCCGUUUUUCUCCGCUUCAGUUCAUUUAUGUGCCUCUUCAAGACCAGUGUUUCACAAAUACAGCUUUUGCUAUGACUCGAGAACCCA